AUGGCGACGGUAGUGAUGGAGCAGAUCGGCCGCUUGUUCAUCAACGUACAGCAGCUGAAUCAGAUCCCUCAGCUGCUGGAGUCAGCCUUCCCCACUCUGCCGUGCACUCUGAGCGUCAGUGACGUACCCCAGGUCUUCAGGGAGUCAUACAUCUUUACAGGCUACCGGCCGCCCGACCACAGCUGGCGCUACUACUUCCUCUCGCUCUUCCAGAGGCACAACGAGACGAUCAACGUGUGGACGCAUCUGCUGGCCUCGCUCAUCAUCCUCGCCAAGUUCCGAGAGGUCUCAGAGACUGUGGACUUCCUGCGUGACCCUCAUGCGCAGCCACUUUUCAUCGUUCUUCUGACAGCAUUUGCGUACCUGGCCUGCAGCGCCCUGGCUCAUCUUCUUUCUGCCAAGUCUGAACUAUCACACUACACCUUCUACUUCCUGGACUAUGUCGGCGUGGCUGUGUACCAGUAUGGCAGUGCCCUGGUGCACUUCUACUACGCCAUAGAGGAAACAUGGCAUGCUCGAAUCCACGGCUUGUUCUUACCCACUUCAGCCUUUCUGGCGUGGCUCUCGUGCUCUGGCUGCUGCUAUGGCAAGUAUGCCAGUCCACGCCUGCCCAAGUUUGCCCACAAGCUGUGCCAGGUAGUGCCCUCAGGCCUAGCCUACUGCUUGGACAUCAGCCCUGUGUUGCAUCGGAUCUACAGCUGCUAUAGUUCACAGCAGGGCUGCACUGACCCGGCCGUGGGUUUCCACUGCUAUCAGGUCCUCUUUUUCCUGAUCAGUGCCUACUUCUUCUCCUACCCUCACCCAGAGAGCUGGUUCCCCGGGCGCUGCGACUUCAUCGGCCAGGGCCACCAGAUCUUUCAUGUGUUCCUUGUUCUGUGCACGCUAAUGCAAAUCGAGGCCGUGCGUCUGGACUACAGCGAGCGUAGGCCUCUGUACGAGCGACUGCACGGUGACCUGGCUCACGACGCCGCCGCUCUCUUCGUCUUCACCACGUGCUGCAGUGCUCUGACCGCCUUCUACGUGCGGAAGCGUGUAAAGGCCAGUCUAGAGGAAAAACAGGAGUAGUCCGCUGGUCGAUAAUUCAAAGCAGAUGUCCAAGUGUGCUUUUGUUUCAUGAACCAACAAGUAUUUCCAGCCUGGUGUAUACAGUUUAUCACAUUUAUACUUUUAAACACCACCUACCAUGAAGACAAAAGAGUGAAGGAAUGGAGUAGACAAGAAGAGGGGUUUGGAAAGUCCAGUGCCUGUGAGGGGUUGCCCAUCCACCUCUUUUAUGCAAAUUUUAAAAAUGUGCAACAGUGCCGAAUCAUCUGAAGAGAUAAUCAGGAUGCAUCUACAAAUAUUUUUUCAUGACGCAUGAGUAACCAGUCCACCUAACGGCAUGUUUUGGGCUGUGGAAGGAAACCGGAAUACUACAAGAAAACUUACACUAACACCUUGAAAAUGUGCCAAACUCCAAUCAGACCCCGACUUGAAGAUAUGACUGAACCAGGGUCGCUGGGGCUCUGAGGCAUCGUCUGCUCUGUUCUUUACCAUCGUAAAUAUAACAAUAAGGUUUUAGUGACAUUAAAUGUGACACCAUCUUGUAGUAGGUAGUAGGGCUGCAACUAACGAUUAUUUUAGUAGUCGACUAAUUUGACGAUUAUUUUUUCGAUUAGUCGACUAGUCAACGAUUAUUUAUGUCAUACCCUCCAUCUCUGCCUUAA
Messenger RNA from Trichomycterus rosablanca, 1706 nucleotides. RefSeq names its product progestin and adipoQ receptor family member VII, b (gene paqr7b). Gene Ontology annotation, cellular component: plasma membrane. The record is from RefSeq and is a predicted model, not a curated record. Bases 1 to 1065 code for a protein of 354 amino acids. The transcript has 2 exons. Gene Ontology annotation, molecular function: steroid binding; nuclear steroid receptor activity. NCBI's taxonomy places the organism in Eukaryota, Metazoa, Chordata, Actinopteri, Siluriformes, Trichomycteridae. Gene Ontology annotation, biological process: response to steroid hormone.